Molecule: messenger RNA, 3790 nt
Organism: Musa acuminata AAA Group (dessert banana)
Lineage: Eukaryota; Viridiplantae; Streptophyta; Magnoliopsida; Zingiberales; Musaceae
Product: pentatricopeptide repeat-containing protein At5g39710-like
Exons: 3
Coding region: 31-2298 (755 amino acids)
Molecular function (GO): protein binding
Source: RefSeq, a predicted model, not a curated record
UUCUCGGGAUGCCUCCUCCGCCUUCGUUCCAUGGCAGGGUUGCGUCCCCAUGGGCAGCCGUCCACCGGUGCCCUCGACACCGGCGCUGCUUCUAACCACCACCUCCUCGCGGAGAAGGCCCUCACCUACCUCAGGCACGGGUGCCCCCUUGACUCCCUCGCCGCCGCCUACACGCCGGAGGCCGCCGCCCACGCCCUCCUCCUUGCCCAGCCCCACCGCCCGCUCCUCCUCGCCUUCCUCCGCUGGGCCACGCCUCUCCCCUUUUUUUCCGCCUCCCUCCGCCCCCAGUCCCUCGCCCUCCACCUCCUCUCCCGUCUUCGCCGCCUUCCCGCCGCCCUUUCCCUCGCCCGCCGCCUCGCCUCCCGCUUCCCCCUCGCCGCCCUCUUCGACUCCCUCGCCUCCACCCUUCCCCUCCUCCGCCCCCCUCCUCCGUCUCCCUCCGCCGCCUUCGACCUGCUUAUCAGGUCAUACUCCUCCCUCUUCCUUGUCCCGCAAGCCAUCUCCGCCCUCUCCCUCACCAAAGAUGCUGGCUUUUCCCCUGCCCUUCUCUCCUAUAACUCCAUCCUCGACGCCAUGUUCCGUUCUGGUCGAACCCAUCCUCGAACUGUUGAAAUGUUCCUCGCCGACAUGACUAGCUCCGGCGUUUCCCCGAAUGUCUACACCUACAACAUACUUAUUAGAGGCUUCUGUUCAUGGGGCGAACUGAAUCGUGCGUCAUCUCUCUUCUCUGAGAUGGCGCUCGCAGGGUGUUCGCCAAAUGUUGUCACAUACAACACUCUAAUUGAUGGUCUCUGCAAGUCGGGGAAGGUUGACGAUGCACGCAUGCUGCUGAUGACGAUGAAGGAGAAUGGGCUUAAGCCUAAUUUGGUUACCUGUAAUUCAAUCGUCAACGGGCUGUGCCACAAGGGUCAGGUGAAGGAGUCGAGCAAAUUUGUCGAUGAGAUGGUGAGAGAAGGAUUGGUCCCUAAUGUCAUUACGUAUAAUACACUUGUCAAUGGAUACUGCAGGGAGGGAGACGUGCAUCGAGCUCUCCUACUGCAAGCAGAGAUGGCUCACAAGGGGGUGGCCCCUGAUGUUGUCACAUACACUACAUUGGUCAACGCAAUGUGUAAAGCUGGGAACUUGAGGAGAGCAAUGGAGCUUGUCAGCCAAAUGAAAGAACGAGCGCUUAGGCUUAAUGAGGAAACUUUCACAACUUUGAUCGAUGGUUUCUGCAAGAAGGGGUUCCUGGAUGAUGCACUCUUGAUCAUGAAACAAAUGAAGGAGAGUGGAAUUAGGCUUUCUGUUGUGACUUAUAAUGCUUUGAUUAAUGGGUAUUGUCUGUUGGGAAGAAUGGAUGAAGCAUUGAAGAUUAUUCGAGAAGAUAUGGAAACAAAUGGGUUUAUGCCAGAUGUAGUUACUUACAAUACGAUUUUGAGUGGGUACUGUAGGAAUGGAGAUAUUAAUCUGGCAUUUCAGUUUAAUCAAGAGAUGCUUGACAAGGGUAUCUUGCCUGAUGCUAUUACUUACUCUUCACUUAUUAGGGGUCUUUGUGAAGGAAAAAGACUGGAUGAUGCAUGCAAGCUUUUUCAGAAGAUGUUGAGUUUGGGUAUAUGUCCUGACAACUAUACAUACACCACACUGAUUGAUGGCCACUGCAAGGAGGGGGAACUGAAGAAGGCUUUCCUUCUUCAUGAUGAAAUGAUAAAGAAAGGGAUCCUUCCGGAUGUCGUGACUUAUAGUGUGCUUAUAAAUGGCCUCCAAAAAGCAGCUCGGACAAAGGAAGCAAAACGACUCCUGCUUAGGAUGUGCCAUGAUGAGUCUGUUCCUGAUAGUGUUACAUACGACAUACUGAUUGAUUGUUGUGGCAAAGUAGAGUUUAAGAGUUUGUUGUCGCUUCUAAAGGGUUUCUGUAUGAAAGGGUUGAUGAAUGAAGCUGAUGAGGUAUUCAACUCUAUAGCAGAAAGGAAUUGGAAGCCUGAUGCUACUGCAUAUAACAUUGUUAUUCAUGGACACUGUAGAGCAGGAAAUGUUCAUAGGGCGGUUAGCCUAUAUGAAGAUAUGCUACAGGCUGGUUUUCUUCCAAAUGCAAUUACUGCUAUUUCUCUUAUUAAGGGUCUUUCCCAGUUCGGAACAAAUGAGAAACUGGAUCAAAUAAUUCAACAGCUAUUGGGAGGUUCUUUGCCAACAUAUUCUCAAAAAUCAAAGGUUCUUGUUGAAGUGAACCACAAGGAUGGGAACAUGGACGCUGUGUUGGAUGCUUUGACUGACUUGGCAAAGGAUGGACUUCUUCCUAAUGGUGGUGAACUAAAAGGAUGACUCACUAAUUUAUGAUGUUGGAAAUUCAUCUCAUAUUGCUAAAGAUCAUGCCUACAGGCAAAGAUUGAUGACCAUGUUCUUCCAUUGGCAUAAGAAAAUUUAAAGCCAGACUUGAGAGCCGGAUCAAUGUGUAUGCAUGGUUUUAGGGGGCAACAUCUAUGUAACAUCGGAGAGCCGUACAAAAGCGAGUUAAACCAAGAGUGAUAUAUCAGUCAGUACUCAUACUCAUCACCAGAUAGUUUUAAUUUAGUUAACAGAUCAUAAAUAGUUACUGAUUGUAUCACACACUUCAAAUUCUGGAAGUAACAAGGCAGGAACAACCUUGAAGCAUCUCUAUCAGGAUUGCUUCUGGGAUUGUCAACAUAAAAGGGAGUUCAGAGGUUGCUUGCAAUGCAAUGUACAAGGAGGAUUACUGUACAUAAGUCGGUACAUUUAUACAUGAAGAAAAAUUAGUUCCAUUGCUCCAACUCUGAUCGCUUAGAUUGCAGGGGAACAAACUUGCUAGUACAUAUCAAAGCUUGUUCUAUGAUAUUACCAAUAUCUAUUCUAAAAAUUUUAGACAGGUGCAAUGGUCCUAAGUAUGUGGUAAUGGAGUUGAUUGCAAUGGUUCGAUGUUGUUUUGGAAACUGACCUCAUUUAUGCAAGUUCUCUAAUUUUUUCUGUCCUCGUACAUAAAUAAGAAAAACUGGAAAAUUUUUGACCUGGACACUCUCCCAAAGGAGUUGGUUCCGGUUUUGAUCAAGUAUUAGAGGAGCGGUCAACGACAGGAAGAGAUCAAACGUGAACUGUUCAACAGGUCACCAGGGAAGACAAAAGGGAGCAGCAACUCAACAGGAUCCAAUGGCUGAUCCGUUGUCUUCAGAAAACUACAGUUGACAACUCAACAGGAUGCGGCAACUACAGUUGACUUCAGAAAACUUCUCCAUUGUUUCACUCUAUUUUCACUUCAAUGCUGGAUGGAUUCGGAGAUUUUUGCUCUCAGUAUCUAUGAGCCACAAUUGGGAUGAGGAGGACAGUUUUCCAUGAAAGAACAUGAACAAUAUGUGGGAGUCUCUCUAGCAGCAUCUGCCACUCAACAUGAGCGGUCAUUCCAUGAUGGAAUAGGGAAGUUCUCCGAGAAGAUCGAGGUCUUGGAAGGUUGGAUCAGUCUUUGCCUAUUAUCUCUCUUUUGUGGUAGGAGUUUAGUGUACCGAGUUGAACACUGCUGAGCACAUCAAGCCAUGGGACAAAGUUUGGUGGGGAUGGAGGUGCAUUUUACAAGCUUCUUUACUGAUGUAAUGUAAGCUCGUCUGAUAUCUUAUGUUCUUAUCUCUUCUGUCCUGAAAACAAAAAAUAAUGUCGUGCAUGAAGAGGAUUACUAAACCCUAGAGAGUAACAGUCAAGCUUCUACAGCGUCUAGAUUUGAGACCCAGUACACUGGGGUGUGGAUUUAUUUUAGUGGCAAACCAGGUGCAGAUUCUGAAGACAGCUUUUAUCUGCAUGCUUCCAUUUC